AUGGAGACGCGCGCGCGCGCGGUGACGAAGACGCGCGCGUCGUCGUCGGCGGCGUCGGCGUCGGCGUCGUCGUCGGCGGCGGCGCUCCCGGAGUUGCACGUCUUGCGAGUCUCCCAAGUGGACGCCAAGCGCUUGGACGAGGAGUUGUUGGAGAUUUUACACGACCAGUUGGUUCGAUGCGUCGACGCGUUGACGCUGUGCGCGACGAGCGCGUGUGGGAGUGGUGACGAUGUGAAUGAUUCGAUGUCGUCGCGGAGACGGGCUCGAACGACGUUCGCGUCGAGGGAGAGGACGAAACUGUUCUUAGACGCGGCGACGUUCGCGUGCACGACGAUGCGAAACGCGCCGACGCCGGGGCAGGAACUGAUGAAUCUUCGAUUCAGAGACGAGAGGAGGGCGGAACGAGACGAAGAAUUUAGACGAACCGCCAAGACCGGGGUGGAGGGCGACGGGCUCACUGUGACGCAGCGUCUGGCGUACGGCGCGGUCAAGUGCGCUGGAGCGUUCGCGUGGAACGCGUGGAUGGCGAAAAUGGCGCGCGAACGGUACGACGAGGCGAUGGACGAAGACGAAGACGGGCGAGGCGUAUGGAAACAACGCGCGUGGCGAUGGUCCAGAGCCGCGGAGGACGCGCACGUCGUGGCGAGCUUCGUAAACUUUUGCGUGUUUCUGCGAUACGGUCGUUACCCGACGCUCUUGGAGCGUUUUCUAGGGGCUCGACUGGUGUACAGCAGACCGUCGAUGGCGCGAGUGGUGGAUUUCGAGUACCUGAAUCAGCAAUUGGCUUGGCGCGAGCUCUCGGAGCUCGUUUUGUUCACGCUGCCGUACUUGUACAACUCGCGAGUGCGUUCGUUCGUCGGCGCAUUCGGCUCUUCGACGAGUGGCGAAGCCUCGACGACGAGCGCGGACGGCGGGCGGGCGGGCGGGCGCGGGCGCGUCGUCGUGCAGGCCCAUCGGUGCGUGGCGUGUGGAUGCGCCGAACCCGUGCACCCAUUUGUCGCCGAUCCGUGUGGACAUCCAUACUGUUACUAUUGCCUCCGCGCGCGCUUACUCGAGCGGCCGGUGGAUUGUCCAUGCGUCAAGUGCUCCAGGCCCGUCGAUCGCAUGCGUCGUCUGUCGCUCGCGCCGGCGAGAAACUUGAAAUAG
Molecule: messenger RNA, 1146 nt
Organism: Ostreococcus tauri
Lineage: Eukaryota; Viridiplantae; Chlorophyta; Mamiellophyceae; Mamiellales; Bathycoccaceae
Product: Pex, N-terminal
Exons: 1
Coding region: 1-1146 (381 amino acids)
Biological process (GO): protein import into peroxisome matrix
Cellular component (GO): peroxisomal membrane
Molecular function (GO): zinc ion binding
Source: RefSeq, a predicted model, not a curated record